Cinclus cinclus is the source of this 924-nucleotide messenger RNA. RefSeq names its product ankyrin repeat and SOCS box containing 12 (gene ASB12). NCBI's taxonomy places the organism in Eukaryota, Metazoa, Chordata, Aves, Passeriformes, Cinclidae. Gene Ontology annotation, molecular function: protein binding. The transcript has 2 exons. The coding region runs from base 1 to 924 and encodes 307 amino acids. The record is from RefSeq and is a predicted model, not a curated record. Gene Ontology annotation, cellular component: cytoplasm; nucleus.
AUGAGCCUCAUGGACAUCAACAAGAUAUUCUCCCUGCUGCAGCCCGGGGAUGAGGAGGAGGACAGCGAGGAGAGCGAGGAGCUGAGCCGGGCCGUGUGCCAGGACGACCACGAGACCCUGGCCGUGCUGCUGUCCCAGGACAGGUACAAGAAGCUCAUCGACCGCAGGAGCGGCUGGGGGGUCCCCAGCACCCCCCUGCGCCUGGCGGCCACCCGGGGCUGCGUUCGGAGCCUGCGGCUGCUGCUGGCCCACGGCGCCCAGGUGGACAGCCUGGACGUGAAGGCUCAGACCCCGCUCUUCGUGGCCGUCAGCAACGGGCACCGCGAGUGCGUGCGGGAGCUGCUGGAGCACGGCGCCGACCCGCUGGGCAGCGUCUACAACAACUGCUCGCCGCUGCUGCUGGCUGCCAGGGAUGGCCACCUGGACAUCCUGCGGGAGCUGCUGGAGCACGGAGCCCAGCCCAACGUCCAGGCCCGCUUGCCAGAGUGGGCGGCCAACUCGGUGUCCUGCUCGGGGCCGCUGUACCUGGCGGCCGCCUACGGGCACCUGGAGUGUUUUCGGGCGCUGCUGCUGCACGGCGCUGACCCCGACUACAACUGCACCGAGCAGGGCGUGCUGGCGCAGAUCCGGGAGCCCAAAACCCUGCUGGAGACGUGCCUGAGGCACGGCUGCCGCAGCGAUUUCGUCCGGCUGCUCAUCGACUUCGGGGCCAACGUGUACCUGCCCAGGGUGCCCGUGGACGGGCUGGCACAGCCCAGCGAGGGGCUGGAGCUGCUGCUGCAGGCCAGAGCUCAUCCCAAAUCCCUGCUGUCCCAAUCCCGGCUGGCCAUGAGGCGUCUCCUGAAGCAGCCCAGCCUUUCAGCCGCCCUCGCAGAGCUGGAGAUCCCCACAGUCCUGGCCAAAUACCUGGAGCACCAGCCCUGA